Perkinsus marinus ATCC 50983 is the source of this 213-nucleotide messenger RNA. RefSeq lists its product as hypothetical. NCBI's taxonomy places the organism in Eukaryota, Perkinsozoa, Perkinsida, Perkinsidae. The record is from RefSeq and is a predicted model, not a curated record. The coding region runs from base 1 to 213 and encodes 70 amino acids. The transcript has 3 exons.
AUGUCGGUCAUCACCAUGGAUCCGGAACUAUCCAAGGAGACCAGUGAAUCAGGUGUAAAGGAUGUUGAAUAUGAUGAUACAGUGAGAAAGGACAUGCAAUCGAGAGCUCUCGACGGGUACUUCGAUGGUUUCGAGGAAGCUAUCCCAAAGAGAUGCUGGCAAUGGCAUUCUGUGGGGAGGAGGGCCCCAGGAGCUAAGAAUAGUGCAGACUGA